Messenger RNA from Zophobas morio, 2046 nucleotides. It is a transcript of the gene Sac1, whose product is annotated as Sac1 phosphatase. The transcript has 2 exons. The coding region runs from base 150 to 1889 and encodes 579 amino acids. The record is from RefSeq and is a predicted model, not a curated record. Gene Ontology annotation, molecular function: phosphatidylinositol-4-phosphate phosphatase activity. Gene Ontology annotation, biological process: phosphatidylinositol dephosphorylation. Gene Ontology annotation, cellular component: endoplasmic reticulum. Lineage: Eukaryota; Metazoa; Arthropoda; Insecta; Coleoptera; Tenebrionidae.
GACACCCACUUUAGGUUGGCAACGACGUGGGUGACAUGUGUCAAAUGUCAAUUAAUUGGGUAACCUUGAAUUUAUGUCCACGCAAAUUUCAGUCGUCCUCGGCAAUAAUAAUGUAGUAAUUAAUCGUAGACCCAAGAUUAGUGGCAACGAUGUCGUCGUCAGACGUCUAUAAUGAUCUAACUUUGCACGUAACCCCGGAGAAGUUCUACAUAGAACCGAAAGGCACAGCCGAUCUCUUAAUAAUCGACCGUCCAUCUGAAACCAUCUCACUACAUCGAAACGUGGGCCAAAUCCCCGCCACCAGCAGUCGCAAGGACUUCUGUGGCCUCCUCGGCUCCAUCAAACUACUAGCAGGCCGUUACUUGGUGAUCGUAACCCAACGCGAACUCGUAGGCUAUAUUGCGUCUCACGCAAUAUGGAGACUAGCGAAAGCCGAACUGUUGCCUUACGCCAGAAGCAUGCUGCACUUGACCCAGGAGCAAGUCGCCGAUAAUAACACCUACUUGAACAUGGUGGAGCAAGUUUUGUCCACUCCGUACCACUACUUCAGCUACAGCUACGAUCUGACGCAUUCCUUGCAACGACUGCACGGCUUCGGCCCCCAUUCCUGGAAGCUGUCUCUGCUGGAGAGAGCAGACGCGAGAUUCGUCUGGAACAAGCACCUGCUCUCACCGUUCAAACGCCCCGAAUUCCACCACUUCGGCUUGCCGCUGAUCCACGGCUUCAUUUCCAUCAACCAAUGCGUCAUCAACGGACAAAGUUUCACAUGGUCGAUCCUUUCAAGGCGCAGCAUUUACAGAGCGGGGACUAGGUUGCACCGCCGCGGCGUCGAUAAGCACGGCAACGUUGCCAACUUCGUGGAAACCGAACAGAUAGUGGAGUAUCAAGGCGACAAAGCCAGUUUCGUGCAAAUCAGGGGCUCCAUUCCGUUAUUCUGGACGCAGUCCCCGGAUCUGCGAUACAAACCCCCGCCGACUGUGCUAGAAAUCGACCCCCAGGAACACCAAGUCGCGUGCCAGAAGCACUUAGAGAUGGUGGCGGUUUUAUACGGCAAACAAGUCUUAGUGAAUCUCGUCGAUCAAAAGGGGGCUGAAGGCCGACUCGAGAAAGCCUUCAAAGACACUCUCACGACUUUGGCGUACCCCAGCGUCUGCUACGAACCCUUUGACUUCCACGGAGAGUGUCGCAAAAUGCGAUGGGACCGACUGUCGAUUUUGAUCGACCGGUUGGCGCACGAUCAAGACGAAAUGGGGUUCUUUUUGAUGCUGCGAGACGGCUCGUUGUCCAGUCUUCAAGAGGGGGUUUUCCGGACCAACUGCGUGGACUGCCUGGACCGGACUAACGUGGUCCAGAGUAUGUUGGCGCGCCGGAAUUUGGAGAUUGUUUUGCGGAAGUUGAAUAUUUUGAGCCGGAAUCAGCGUCUGGAUCCGACGAAUUCGUUCGAGGUGGUUUUUAAGAACGUCUGGGCGGAUAAUGCGGAUGUUGUUAGUACGCAGUAUUCGGGCACGGGGGCGCUGAAGACCGACUACACUCGAACCGGUAAACGCACAAAACUGGGUUUGCUUAGAGACGGGAUUAAUUCGAUGACGAGGUACUACAAGAAUAAUUUGUUGGAUGGGUUCAGACAGGACGCUAUUGAUUUGUUCCACGGGAAUUGCGGGGUUAAGUCUCCGUUGACUGUGGAUAGGGGCUGGAGGUAUAUUACAUUCCCGUCUGUGUUUCUGAUGGCCGUGGCGAUGUUCGUCGCUUCGGCUGUAUUCCCGACGGAGUAUUCGACAGAGUCUCUUUUGUAUUUGUUGUUUUGGGGGUCCAUGGUGACGGCUACUGCGUACACGAUAUUUAGAUACGGGAAGGAAUUCGUCGAUAAACCUAGAUUAAUGCAAGCCUAGCCAUUCUAGUCAACUUCCUUAUUAGUUAUACAGCUUUUAUACGGUGUAUGUGUAUAUUUUUUAUUUUUAAUCAUGUUUUAAGUCAUUGUUUAUUUUCUUUAGAUAUUAUUUUUACAUUUUGUAGAACUUAGAUAAUAUACGGAGUUGAGAGUUAAAA